CACAGCGUCGUCGCCUCCUCGCCGGGCCUAGUGCGCCUGCGCGAGUCCGCGGAGACCUUGGAGGCGCGGCUGCCAGGGACGAGGUGCUCGGACGCGAGGUUAAAGCUGAGGCGGCCGGAAAAUGCAGAGCUGGAGCCGGGUCUGCUGCGCGCUCGCCCAGAGAAGCCAUUUUAGUCGAAUCCAUCAUGGCCUACAGGGGAUUUGUGCAGUGUCGCUGAGGAGCUAUGCUGAUCUAGCUGAUGCUGACAUCACAGUUAUUGGUUCUGGGCCUGGAGGAUAUGUUGCUGCUAUCAAAGCAGCUCAACUUGGCUUUAAGACUGUUUGUGUGGAGAAAAAUGAAACGUUGGGUGGAACCUGUUUGAAUGUUGGCUGCAUUCCUUCCAAGGCUUUGCUGAACAACUCACAUCUGUAUCAUUUGGCCCAUGGAAAGGAUUUUGCUAGUAGGGGAAUUGAAAUUACAGGAAUCCACUUGAAUUUAGAGAAGAUGAUGGAGCAGAAAAGUGGUGCGGUGAAGUCCUUGACAGGUGGAAUUGCCCAUUUGUUUAAACAGAACAAGGUCGUACAUGUGCCUGGAUUUGGAAAAAUAACUGGCAAAAACCAAGUCACAGUAUCCAAAGAAGAUGGUAGCACUCAGGUUAUCAAUACAAAGAAUAUCCUCAUAGCCACGGGUUCAGAAGUUUCGCCGUUCCCUGGAAUUACGAUUGAUGAAGACACAAUUGUAUCAUCAACUGGUGCACUAUCACUGAAACAAGUCCCUGAAAAGAUGGUUGUAAUUGGUGCAGGAGUCAUUGGUGUGGAGUUGGGUUCAGUUUGGCAGCGUCUUGGUGCAGAUGUGACAGCUGUUGAGUUCUUGGGCCAUGUUGGUGGAAUGGGUAUUGAUAUGGAGAUCUCUAAAAACUUUCAGCGCAUCCUUCAGAAACAAGGACUCAAAUUUAAACUAAAUACCAAGGUUACUGGUGCCACCAAGAGGCCAGAUGGAAAGAUUGAUGUUUCUAUUGAAGCAGCUGCUGGUGGAAAGACAGAAGUAAUCACCUGUGAUGUAUUACUUGUUUGCAUUGGUCGACGUCCUUUUACUCAGAACCUAGGGCUGGAAGAUAUUGGAAUUGAACUUGAUAACAAGGGUAGAAUCCCAGUCAAUACCAGAUUCCAAACCAAAAUUCCAAACAUCUAUGCUAUUGGCGAUGUAGUUGCUGGGCCAAUGUUGGCUCACAAAGCUGAGGAUGAAGGCAUUAUCUGCGCUGAGGGGAUAGCUGGAGGCGCAGUUCACAUUGACUAUAACUGUGUGCCGUCAGUGAUUUACACACACCCUGAAGUUGCCUGGGUUGGCAAAUCAGAGGAACAGUUGAAAGAGGAGGGGACAGAAUACAAAAUUGGAAAGUUUCCAUUUGCUGCUAACAGCAGAGCUAAGACUAAUGCUGACACAGAUGGCUUGGUGAAGAUACUUAGUCAGAAAACAACAGACAGGAUGCUGGGCGCUCACAUUCUAGGCGCAGGUGCUGGGGAGAUGGUUAAUGAAGCUGCUCUUGCUAUGGAAUAUGGAGCAUCAUGUGAAGAUGUAGCCAGAGUUUGCCAUGCCCAUCCAACUGUCUCGGAAGCCUUCAGGGAAGCAAACCUAGCAGCAUCUUUCGGCAAAGCUAUCAACUUCUAAAAUGUCUCUCUGCCUGUUUGAACACCAGCGUGAAUUUUUCCACAUAUUUCAUCUUGUUUUUGUCAAAACAGAAAACUUAGGAAAUUGACUAGCUCUACUACUUACUAAUUUGUUUGGAGGUCUGGUUCUCCCUGACCUCUCUAAAUAAAUAAAAUUCAAGCCCUCACAUCUUGUUAAUGUAUCGUUCUUCUCUCUCCAUGCCAUUCUCCCCCAACUACUCAUACAAAGGAAUAUUUUUAAAGGGUAGAGAAGUAAAAUGAGAAUACUAAGAACCACCUUUAAAGGAAUGACUGACAGCAGGUCUGUAUGCUUCAGCACUGUUCUAACAAAUGCCUGAUGUUGGCAAGAAAUUAAACACAAUGUGAGAACUUGAUACAUACAACAACAAAAAACCUUGCAGAUUACAUUGCUGUAAGUAUCCAAUUUAAGUGGGAAUAGAGAUUGGAGUAAAACUUAUUUAGCUGAACUUAUUUUUCCUGCCAAAAAUAGUUGUUUCAGUGCCAUACAAUGGAGAUCUUGAGUCAAACUCUGAUUUUCACCAACAUUAGUUAAAGUAUUAGUGAGUGAAGCAUAGUUAUGUCUUGACUACCAAAAUAUGCAGUGCAUGUAGUUACACAUUUUGGAAAGUCUUAGUAGGAGAUGGCUGCUAUAUAGCCAUGUACUUGAGAAUUUCUCAAAUAUGUAACAGUUUUAAACAAACUGAAGCCGAGGGAAAAAUUUAUGACUGGCAGUAUGUUUUAAUAGACUUCCCUAAAUUCAUGUAUGCAGUGUUGUAUGGAGCCAGGUGGUCCCACGAUAUGAGAGAUGAAGAGUUCUUUGUAAGCUCAAAAGCUUUUCUCCCCCCGAGAGAAGCUGGUCCAGUAAAAGAGAUUACCUCACCCACUUGCUAAACUCAUGCUGCAGUCAAGAAGGAUACUGGCUAACAUGGUUGAAGACCACAUUGACUGCUGCAAACAUUUUCAAAUGACUGAAGCAGGAUUUUCUUGUAUAUGUUUCUAAUACUCAUCGCUUUGUCUUUCAAUCUUUAUACCUGUACAGUGCAGGCUACCAGUGUUUGUUUGUGUGCAUUAGUCUUUAGGCAUUGUGGGCUCUGCCCUCUAUUGCAGAGAAAACCAAGAUGUGCUACAACUAGGCCUCUGUACAAAGGCAAAUGGGCAAAUUCAUUUAAAGGAUGGUGAAGCCAUUCACAUGAUUUGGUAUCUUUUUUGAUAAAGUUUUGGUCCCAGAA
Molecule: messenger RNA, 2876 nt
Organism: Chrysemys picta bellii (western painted turtle)
Lineage: Eukaryota; Metazoa; Chordata; Testudines; Emydidae
Gene: DLD
Product: dihydrolipoamide dehydrogenase
Cellular component (GO): mitochondrion; oxoglutarate dehydrogenase complex
Molecular function (GO): flavin adenine dinucleotide binding; dihydrolipoyl dehydrogenase (NADH) activity
Source: RefSeq, a predicted model, not a curated record